AGCUGCAUGAACGUUAAACAGUCAUUCAGAAAUAAGAUUUCAACCGCAAUUACCUUUGAACAGGAAAACGCAGUGAACAAAACUGGAGUAUGAAAAUGCAUCGGCAUCUUCUGGUGUUGGCAAUUAUUUCCACUUGUAUCUGCAUGUACAGUGUACAAGGGGAUUUUGAAAACUGCUGCCUGUCUUAUGCCAAGGCGAAUAAUUAUGCAGCACUAGGAAAGCAUAUCAAAAGCUAUUACCAUCAGGAAAUCAGUGAAAGCUGUCACAUGAGAGCAGUUGUAUUCUAUUUAAAAAAACGAAACAGAAUAAUUUGCGCAAAUCCUCAUGAGGAAUGGGUAAUAGGUUUAAUGAAGCAAGUUGACAGAAGACAAUUUGUAAAGUUUAAUAACUUCAAUGAAAAGUACAAGGCAAAGAAUUAUGGAUAAAUCAUGAUGGACCCUAUCAUGGAAGUAAAAUGUAGGAACAUUGAAUACAACAUUCAUCUCUUACAUUCCAAAGGCUGUGUUAAAUGUGUGAAAAUGUAAUUGUUAUAAUUUGUUUCAGGAAAUCCAUAUAUUUUAUGUCAUAUGCCAAGAUCAAUUUUUGAAAAUAUUUUACUGUGAAAAAAAAAGUGAAAUUUUGUCUAAAACAUAAAAAGGGCAUGAAAGUCAAACAUUAUCUUUUAGGAUUCAGAUCCAGUGUACAAUUUAAAACAAACCAACAAAAAACCCUAUCAAAUUAACUUUGUUUUCUUAGUAUCCUUUGUAAAAGAGCAUACCUAGGUAGCCUCAGGAGCGUGCAAAUGUUUUGAGCACUAUAUAGCAGCAAUGUUUACAAAUCACUGCUGCCAUAUAGUGCUAAAAAAUAUGCACACUUCUUAGUCUAACUAGGUAGGAUACCAUGAAAACAAAACCGUUUUAAAUAGAAGUCAUUUUUUUCUUUAAAUUGUACAUUGUUAUCUGAAUUACAAAUCUUUAAAGGGUGGUAAUAAAAGUGAAAUGCAAAGUUGUUUUUUUAAAGUAUGCAUUAUUAAACUUUUUAUAUUACUAACUGUUUAAUGACCUGUUAAGAAUAAAAUAAUACAUUUAUUAGUUGUGAGUUGUUAUCAGUUACAAAGUUAAAGAAACACAAACCCAAAUUUUUUCUUUCAUGAUUUCAUGGCUAAAUGUAGCCACCAAUCAACACUUGCUACCCAGGUGCUGAACCAAAAAUGGGCAGGCUUCUCAGCUUUACAUUCCUGUUUUUUCAAAUGAAGAUAACAAGAGAACAAAUAUAUAUAUAUAUAUAUAUAUAUAUAUAUAUAUAUAUAUAUAUAUAUAUAUAUAUAUGUGUGUGUGUGUGUGUAAAUUAGAAAGUUGCUUAAAGUGCAUGCUCUAUAUGAACCAUGAAAGAAAAAAAAAAUGGGUUUUGUGUUCCUUUAAAACAAAACAGAAAACUGAGCUUUCAUCAAUGGACUGGUUAGAUCAUUUAAAGGGACAGUAUACACCCAUGUUCAUAUAACUGCAUGUAAUAGACACUACUACAAAAAAAUAAUAUGCACAAAUACUGAUAUAAAAAUCCAGUAUAAAACUGUUUAAAAACGUACUUAGAAGCUACAAGUUUAACUCUGUUAAAAAGGUUAGCUAUAAAACCCACUAAAGUGGGUGUAUAGCAAAAAAACAAACAAACAAACAGACCCUCCCCCUUCCUUUGCAAAUGAAAAGACCCUUUACACAAGCAGGAGCAAGCUGGAGUAUGUAUACUUUAGUAUACUUUAAAACUUUGGGGCUUGGUUAGGAGUCUGAAAAUCAGGGCAAUGUUAUUUAAAAAUAAGCAAAACAAUACAUUUAUUUAAAAAAAGCUGUAUGGGCUAUAUAAAUGGAUCAUCUACAAAACAUUUAUGCAAAGAAAAAUCUAGUGUAUAAUGUCCCUUUAAGUGAUUCAGAUCAUGCACAUAUGGACAAAGUUGAAUUUCAGAUGCUGAUAUGUCAUUAUCUUUCAUAUCUAAAUUGGUAUGCUGAGUUAGUUUGUUUCUAACCCCUUUGUGUUUUAAUAUUUCAUUUACAAGUGUGUAUUAUUUAAUAUGCUCCUAUGCUGUGAAACAAAUUGCUUACUUUUAUGAUAUAUGUCAAUUUAAUUUUUACCUCAAUAAAGCUCAAUAUAUAUAUAAAAA
Molecule: messenger RNA, 2131 nt
Organism: Bombina bombina (fire-bellied toad)
Lineage: Eukaryota; Metazoa; Chordata; Amphibia; Anura; Bombinatoridae
Product: C-C motif chemokine 25-like
Exons: 5
Coding region: 90-425 (111 amino acids)
Biological process (GO): cellular response to interleukin-1; monocyte chemotaxis; positive regulation of GTPase activity
Cellular component (GO): extracellular region
Molecular function (GO): CCR chemokine receptor binding; chemokine activity
Source: RefSeq, a predicted model, not a curated record